Lineus longissimus is the source of this 1084-nucleotide messenger RNA. Its product is annotated as cytochrome c oxidase assembly protein COX19-like. Gene Ontology annotation, cellular component: mitochondrial intermembrane space. Lineage: Eukaryota; Metazoa; Nemertea; Pilidiophora; Heteronemertea; Lineidae. Gene Ontology annotation, biological process: mitochondrial respiratory chain complex IV assembly. The transcript is spliced from 3 exons. Bases 87 to 356 code for a protein of 89 amino acids. The record is from RefSeq and is a predicted model, not a curated record.
AAUACUGACUCGGAAAUAAAACAUUUUCAUUUCUGCAAUGACAUAUAGUUGAUUUUUUCCAAGAACAAGAAUAUACUGAACCAAAAAUGUCAACGGGUAUGACAUUUGGUCAAAGGAGGUUCAAUCCAACACCUCCAGAGAAAGGGAGCUUUCCUUUGGAUCACGAAGGUGAAUGCAAAGGGUUCAUGAUUAAGUAUUUGCAAUGCCUGCGAAAGAAAGACUUUGAAAACGCAACGUGUCGGCAAGAGUCCAAGGAUUAUUUACAGUGUCGGAUGGAACACAAGCUUAUGGCUAAAGAGGAAUGGAAAAAACUUGGAUAUGAAGACAUAGAGAAGAAGAGUGAAAAGAAUACGUGAAUAGAAUAGAAUGGGGAAGCAGACUUUUGGUGAAUCCAUGCACAGCCAGUUGUGUACUUUUUUAGGCUCGUACAGACAUUGUAACGACAGCACCAACAGCUGCGUGGAGUUAUGUGUGUCCUCUAGUAAUGUUAGUACCAAGUGACGUCGCAAAACAUCAUGCGGGAUGUGUCCAUGCAAUGUCCUAACAGUGCCAGCAAAUGAUGUAAAUUGAUGGUAUGGAUCUCGUGAGAUAUGAUCGGUGUUGAUGUCGUUGUUUCAUUUUGUUAGUUGUUUUUCUCUACUCGUGACACAAGUGACUGUACGGUGUCCCCUUGCGGCUUUAUGGGGUAACUACUCAAUUGGUGGCAAUGCACUGAAAAUCUGAACAAUAUCAAGUGCAGUAUUGUCUGACCAAUUUUGGGGACGUUAAGUUCCCAGAUAUGAUUUAAAAUGAACCUUUGUAUUGUAAAUAGGUUCGUCAAAAUUCAGUGAAUGUCGAGGACACAUUGAAAUGAUAUGUAAUGCUUUCUUGUUUGCAUCGCCCCUGCUCAGUAUUCGUGAAUCAGGAUGAAGAAGCAGGCUGCUGGACAUGUUCCAUGGAAUUGUUCCAUCCCCUGGGAUUGGCAAAUUUUCAUGAGCAAAAAGUUUAUGCAUCAGUAGUCAUAGUCUGUUGUUUUUGAAACGCAAUUAUAUUUGUAUAUUUUGUAUAUGUGUGUAUGUGGUAAUAUAAAAUGUGAAUAUUUCUA